CCCCCACCAACUACAAGCUUUUUUUUAAACCUUUCUUAAAAAGCAAGAAACUUGGAACCAACAAAAAAUGGGGGACACAGAUCGAUCUAGCAACUGAUCUCCCAAAUGAAAGCAGAGUUACUACACAGUAGAAAUGCUGAAGCAAGAGGAGGAAUCGUUGAUCCAUUACCUGAAGAAGGAACUUGAAGCAUCUCUUCUUAGGACUGAUCUGUUGGAGAAACACAAUCAAGAACUGAAACAAGAGGUCAUUCAUCUGAAGUCACAGAUCACAGCCCUCAAAGCUCACGAGAAUGAGAGGAAAUCGAUGCUUUGGAAGAAGCUGCAGAGCUUCAAUGAAGUAACCAAGAAUGACGUCUCUCAGCAGCAGCAGCAGCAACAGCAACAGCAACAGCAACAACACUAUCUUAAAGCACCAGCAGAUCAAGGAGCGGUUAAAGGGUCUAAGUUACUGCCGCCACCUCCUCCCCCACUGCCAUCAACAACAUUAGUCGGUUCAAAAUCUAUUCGUCGUGUGCCAGAAGUAAUUGAGUUCUAUCGUAUGAUCACCAAGAAGGAUUUGCACACUGACCCAAAGAAGAAUCAUGUCGCCACAUCACCACUAGCAUUCACACCAGACAUGAUAGGAGAAAUCGAGAAUCGUUCUACUUAUCUAUCCGCGAUAAAGUCAGAUGUACAGAAGCAGAAGCAACUCAUAAGUUCAUUGAGCAAACAAGUGGAGUCUGCAGCUUUCAAAGAGGUAUCAGAAGUGGAGGCUUUCAUGAAAUGCCUGGAUGACCAACUGUCUUUACUCGUCGAUGAGAGGGCAGUGUUGAAGCAUUUUCCACAGUGGCCUGAACAGAAAGUUGAUGCCAUGAGAGAAGCUUCUUCCAACUACCAGAACCUGUGGAACCUAGAGUCUGAAGUUUCGGCGUAUGAGGACAAUCCGAAGGAGCCAUUGGUCAAGGCUCUAGCAAAGAUGCAAGCUUUGCAAGACAGGUUGGAGAGAAAUGUUAACGGUAUGGAGAGGAACAAAGAGAGUAUGAUGAAGAGAUACAAGAACUUCCAGAUCCCCUGGAACUGGCUGCUUAAUACUGGAUUCCUAGGACAGGUGAAAUUGAGUUCUUUGAAGAUAGCCCGAGAGUACAUGAAGAGGAUUACUAAAGAAAUGAAGCUGAAUCAGAACUCAGACGACAACAAUCUGCUUCACCAAGGAGCUAAGCUGGCAUAUAGAGUGCAUCAGUUUGCAGGUGGAUUUGACACAGAAACCAUAACUGCAUUUCAGGAGCUUAAGAAGGCAGCCAUGAAUGGCCGUGAGCAAUGAUAGUAUGCGUUGUAUUUAUUCACACAGAGUUAGGUAUGUCAAAUGAAACGUUAUGUAAUGAUGAGUUAAUUACGAAGCGAAUAUGGUGAGGCAUGUAACAUGUUAUACGAAUGUACUAAACAAAAGACCAGUUUUGUUUGUUCGUCACCAUAUACAUAAUCCAUGUAAUUGCUCUAAGAAGCUACUGGCUCCUCAUCAAUUGCGUUGGUAUCGAUGUGGGACUAGCAAAACCUUCCUGUACACCGUGCAUCCAGCCGCCCAUAUGUCCAUUGCCGGCAAAAGCUUCCCGGACACCAACACCUCCGGCGACGUGUAAUCCACCAUAUUCCCCUGUAGUUGUCUCCCACUCUGGGGCCUGGACGCAGAUUCCAAGUUCUCCUCUGUUUAAACCCGAACACGAGACUCAGCCUAACCCUUUGGGCAUAAUUUAAGCCCAAAUUAUAAAAAGGUUCGUUAGAG
Linum trigynum is the source of this 1759-nucleotide messenger RNA. Lineage: Eukaryota; Viridiplantae; Streptophyta; Magnoliopsida; Malpighiales; Linaceae. The record is from the annotation of a GenBank genome assembly.